Messenger RNA from Rhinichthys klamathensis goyatoka, 906 nucleotides. RefSeq lists its product as uncharacterized. The coding region runs from base 1 to 906 and encodes 301 amino acids. The transcript has 5 exons. Lineage: Eukaryota; Metazoa; Chordata; Actinopteri; Cypriniformes; Leuciscidae. Gene Ontology annotation, molecular function: nucleic acid binding. The record is from RefSeq and is a predicted model, not a curated record.
AUGGCUUCCCUUGAGGCAUACGCUGAUAUAAUUAGUGAUAUGUUGAGAAGGCAUGGGACUCAUGCUGACAUUUCACAGCACCUUACAGAUAUUGGCGUGGGACGUGGAUGCUCUGUGAUGAGUGUGCGAAGAUUUUGUGAUGGUCACAAACUCAAGCGGGGAAAAUCUGAUGCGCAGUUGGAAGUAGAUGUGUCGACUGCAGUUGCCGAGACUGGACCGACCUUCGGCAGAAAAUUGAUGACUGGCUACCUGGCGACUAAAGGAGUUUUUGCUGCGGAGAAUCGUGUUGGACGAAUUCUAUGUGGAAUUGAAAGACCCUACCAUGAAGCGAGAUGCAGGGGUCUGCGGAACUUUAACCCAGUGCCCUACCAUGCUGCCUAUAUGGGUCAUAAACUCCAUUUAGAUCAAAACGAAAAAUUAGCAAUGUUUGGGGUGACCCAUGUUACUGCAGUGGAUGGGUACAGUAGCAAAGUCGUGGCUCAUGCAACAAUGCCAGUGAAGAAUAACCUCACCAUUUAUGAGGAAGUCUAUAGGGCGGCUGUUGUCAACCACGGGAUGUGGGACCAGGUGAGAGUCGACCACGGCAAGGAAUUCUACUUGUCUCUUUUUAUUCAGGAAAUCCUUGCUUCCCAUAUGCACAAUCAGGACAAACCACCAUACUGCCAAACCACAUCAACAAAGAAUCAUAAAGUUGAGCGGAUGUGGCCUGAAGUAAACAACAGGGUCAAUUACCCACUGAAGGAGGCUCUGAUCAAUCUGACUGACCAAGAACUUCUCGACAUGGACUGUAACAUUAGCAGAUACUGUGUGUCUAACUUGACUGGUCAACUUUGUUGUCUUGGUAUAAAAAGACUUGUGGAUGCCUGGAAUGAACACAGAAUCCCUGGUAUGUUAAAAACCAUUUAA